AGGCCGCGGAAAAAAAUAAAAAGUUGAGAUACCUAACUAAGGUAGGUCUAACUUCAUAACAUCUAAAGAACGAUUUACGCUAGACUCUACAUGGUACAGAUAUUCACUACCCAAAGUUUUUAGGCGAUCUACGAACAGGUUAAACUCGGUAUAAAGUACACGAUGUCACUAACAAAGUUCAAACUACCAGGUAAAGACUGCCGUUGCAUCCUGUAUAAUGACAAAGUCUGCAAGAUCAAGACUCUGAUGCCUCCACUCAAUGAAGGAAUUAUUAGCGACUAUGUUGAUGACAGAUCACUGCAAGAAGAAGUAGAGGAUAUUAUAAGGUCUGUUUUGUGCAUCCCUGAAAACGUCGACCCAGUAAUGAUGAGGACACAGCAUUUAGUUGUAAAGCCAGAGAAGAAAGAAUGGAAACUCCCGGACAAAGUGGUAUUCAAACUGCCAGAUAAGCCACUUGUUGCUCUCUCUUAUAUGUAUAUCCUUCAUCUCCAACUCUGUACGUCAAAACAAGAAAUCCAUCAGGAAUCACCUGUUCAGAAAACUAUAGAAGAGCAUGUACAAUCAAACAAAAGGAAAACAGGGAGAUCUCCAUCUAAAUCGAGUGAACAAAACAAAAGACCACAGAGAAGACCAAUCCCAGCGAAAACCACAUUGAGCUCCUCUCUUCCUCGACGCUCCAAUCGCCGUUUGGCGCCAUCACGUGGGUUUGCUUCAAGCGCCAACCAGUCUGGCCGUGUCCUCAGGAAGCGGGCCCUCAGGUUUACGUCCGACAAAAACUCCACAAGCAACAACAGCAAUGAGGAGCCGAGAAGAGGUAGCAACACUUUUCCACCUGUUGAUGUAGGCUUAGAUGGAACAGGGAUGGGAGAUGAUUUUGAUGGACAGACAUUUAGAAGGAAGAAUAGGGAAAGGAUAGAAAUAGAGAGACAGAAGAGGGAACGUUCACCUGAGUUAGAAUCAGGAUUUAGUAAUCUGGUGCAAAGGAAGGCCUUGGAUCAAGAAAGAUUUCCAAGUUUAAACGAAUCGUGGGAUAAGGACCAUGUUGAGUGCAAUGGAGACAAGCCACCAAAACAUGUCCUGCCAUCAGAUGGAGGGGUUGCUAGAGUUGGUGUCCCAGGACAUCCAGGUCGAGAGCGAGUGGAGCAACAUGUCCUCCAGGAGCAGCUAAGGCUCCAGGAAAUGGCCAGUCCAGGGAAGGAUACCACAGCAGAGGAGCAGGGGCAGACUGACAAAGGGAUAGUCCAUCAUAUGUUUGAUGCUGUUGUGACACCAGUAAAAAAAUUCUUCUUCCGAGACUAAACCAAGAUCAAGAUCCUGUACUUAAAUUGGAACUUGUGCCUCCCCCUUACAUUUGGCUUCAUGCCCCAGAAUCUGUCUAGAAAUAUUUUCAUUUACCAUCCAAGGCAGAGCACUAUAGGAUUGUAUGCUGCAACAUUCUUAUUCAGAAAGAAGCAGAAAGUUGAUAAGUUCAAGUUAAUCAUAGGCCUUUUUCUUUUACAGUAUACUGAACUAUAGACAAAACUUUAAGAUUUUUGUAAGGCCAUCAAAGAAAAAAUUCUGCUAAAAUACAAAACAGAUGUUGUUUAUGAUUUCUAACUUCCUACUCUUCUGUCAUGAAAGAUGCUGUGAUUGAUCCAUUUAUGGAAAGUAUGUUGAAUAGAUCUUUUUUUUUCAUUAACAUUGCUGUAAUUGGCAAAAAUUAGGUAAGCAUAUCAGAACACGUACAGUAUCUCUGAACAAGGCAUAAAAUAUUUCUCUAACUUUGUGGGCUGAAGAUGUACCAGAAAUACAUACGUUAUGGGCAUUUGCCCUUUUGAGUUAGCCUUUCUUGCAUGACCAUUUGAAAUACUUAGUUUAUCUUACUUUAAUUUGUAAUCAUCAUGUACUCUUAUUUAUGUGAUGUGUAAAUUAGUGACACAUACAAUAUAUACCAACAUAGAGCAUAUUAUUUAUGGUAAGUUAUGCAGAUUGGCUGAAAUAAUAUACGUUUUGUAUUGCCUUUGGUGUUUGUUUUGACUUCAUUGAUGUAAUUCAGAUCUAUUUGUUUACUUGAAUUAUUUAAAACUGCACAGCGAUUUUCAAGGUUACAUGUUAUAAGAGAAUUUACAAGAGAGUAAAUAUAAUUAUUUUGUCAUCUAAGAUGAAGAGUAGGUCAAGGUGACCUUAUGUACAAAACUACAUGCCAUUCAUGAGGGUCAGGAGUAUGAUGACUUAUAUUUGUUGAUCUCUCAAAUUUAAAUCUGUCCUUUCGUCAGUCUGUCCAUUUGAUUUUCAUUCUUGUAAUUUAAUAAUGGUUUUAACUUUGAAGAAUCAAACUAAUUCAUGAUAGGAGAUCACAGCAUCAGCAGUCAAUCAGGUCAUUACAAGUAUGGUGUUGAAAGUCAUUCACCCGCCUUUAACAAUAUACUUGAAAUCAGGUUGGUGUUGGGAUAAACCUCCUAUAGUGCAAUGUACUUUCUGCUAUUUGUAAUGAAGUUUGAGUAGGUGUUGUGACAAGAUCGACUCUUAUUUUGAUCUGUCCUCACAUCAGUCCAUCCUAUUAUUCUUGUAAAUGAAAUUUAAGAACCAUUCAAAGGACAAAAGUCAUUCAGAGCUCAAAGCUCGAGUUUCAGGGCUUGUCAGGGGUCACUUGAUCAAAGCUCACUGAGGUUAUUCAGUGAUAUCCAUGUCUGAUGUUACAGAGAUGGUGCUGGUAUUAGUUAACCAGCCACAACACUGGACUUGACCUCUACAUAUUUCUGGCAGUCUGCAUUGAAACCUUAUAUUGGUGAUGGAGAACACCUACACCAACCAUAACACUGUACUUGAAAUCAGGCUGAUGUUAGGAUUGACCAACGAUCAUUGUACAAAGCCCAUAGGAAUCUUGAAAUACUGCCUCGUCAGGAAUAAUGACACAACAACAGUUGAGAGGAGAGAAAUUGUUCAGAAAAAACAUGUUUAAAAUAGAUUUUAUGUCAUCAUUGUUCAUCAUAUUCAUAUGGCAUCAUAUGUCUGUGCAGCUUUUGUUUAUGAGCCUAUGACGGUCAAUCAUUUGAUUUUAGAGCUCUCUUUGAAUCAAAUUUUAACCCUGGGGGAGUAAAUAAUCAUGUUUUCAGAGCUGACACAAUAGUGUAAAAAAACAGAUGUCUUGUUUGAUGAAGCUAUAAACCAUGUAUACCCAAUUCAUGUGUACGUAAUUCUUCUUGUCACCAUCGUCAUCUCCUCUUCCUCCUACUUUACAUUAUAACUAAUCUUUAGUUGUCUUUGUAUGAUAAGUUUUUUAAUCAAACAUUCUAGAUGAAUGGUUAAACCAUGUACAGUAUAUGCUUAUUCAAAUUUCAAGAUAUGUAGUGACAAAAAUCCAUUUUCUUGCCUUUUUAUCAAUUUCAUCUCUAUGUGUAUAUUUUGCAGAUUGAAAAUUGAAAGUGAGAGAUUUAUACAUUUCUUUGUUUUUUGUUAUACAUUAAAGCAUGAUUUGCUUUAUAAUUGA
Molecule: messenger RNA, 3469 nt
Organism: Lytechinus pictus (painted urchin)
Lineage: Eukaryota; Metazoa; Echinodermata; Echinoidea; Temnopleuroida; Toxopneustidae
Exons: 10
Coding region: 163-1299 (378 amino acids)
Biological process (GO): homologous chromosome pairing at meiosis; meiotic attachment of telomere to nuclear envelope
Cellular component (GO): nuclear inner membrane
Molecular function (GO): DNA binding
Source: RefSeq, a predicted model, not a curated record